This is a messenger RNA of Drosophila montana, 865 nucleotides long. RefSeq lists its product as uncharacterized. The record is from RefSeq and is a predicted model, not a curated record. The transcript has 2 exons. Lineage: Eukaryota; Metazoa; Arthropoda; Insecta; Diptera; Drosophilidae. Bases 77 to 865 code for a protein of 262 amino acids.
CUUUCAGACUUAUAACCUUUUAGAAAAGCGCUUGACAGUUGCGGAUUAUAACAAUGAAUUCGGAAAGGACAGCACAAUGCUCUAUAUUUCCAUAUUUCUGCUCCUCAAUAUUGGUUGCAUAUCCCAGAGCUAUAUCAUCCGGCCGCGCGAGAAGGUUUACAGCAAACGCAACCUCGAUAUCUAUCCAGAUCUGGCGCGGCUGGACGAGGAAGGCGUCAAGAAAGAAGGCGGUGGAGAGGGACAAGGCUGUGAGGACAACAGAAGCCACAGUUGCAACAAUCCGCUAAGCAAUACCGAUCCCAAAGCCAAAGCCUCAAACAUUGCACAGAAAGCGGCGCAGGAGGCGAAGGCGGCGAAUGACGCACAAAUGGCAGCUGCGGAUGCUGCUGCGUCGCAGGUGAAAGUGGAGCUCGCCGAGAAGGCGCUCCAAUCAGCACGUGCGGCCGAGGCAGCUCUGGCUGGCAAGCAGCAGAUCGUUGAGCAGCUGGAGAUGGAGCACCACGAGGCGGAGGCUGUCGUCCAGGAGGUGAACAACUCGCUGCACAAUACCCAGACGAAUGCAGCUGCCGCCAGCGACGCCGCCGGCGAGGCGCGCAACCAACUGGCCGCCCUCAAGCGGCUGGUGCAGGCGGCCACCACGAAUCUGGCCAACAUUGAGAACGUCUCGAUGGGUGCGCAACAGGAGCUGGCCGAGAAGACGCAGCUGCUGGAAGCGGCCAAGAAUCGCGUCGUCAACCUGGGCAACCAGCUGCUGGCGGCCAGACAGGACUUCGACAAGACCAAGAAGGCCGCCUACAAAGCAGCCUGCGCCGCAGUCGAGGCCAAGCAGAAGGCCCAAAGGAGUCGACGCAUGAGCCCCUACUGA